UGGUUUUGGCGGGAGUGUUGCGAUCUAUUUUUAAGAUUGUUUACACGCAUAUACCUUUUUAACUUAUUUUGAAAUGAAAAUUGUGACAAUGUAUACACAACGAAAGAGAUACAUAUUACAUAUUUAAUACAAUUCAUGAUCAAGUUAUCCAAUGUCUUGUGACAGCGAAAUAACGAAUGAAGAAUUUGCUCAGUAUGAUCGACAAAUUCGACUUUGGGGGCUCGAUGCGCAGAAACGACUCAGACAAAGCAAAAUACUGGUUGCCGGGGUAGGAGGCUUUGGUUCUGAAGUUGUUAAGAAUAUUGUGUUGUCUGGUGUGUUUUCUGUUACUUUAUUAGAUGAGCGCAAAGUUUGUGAGGAAGAUUUUUGUUCCCAACUGUUGAUAACCACUAACCAUGUUGGUAUGAAUAUAGCAGAAGCUUCCAAAGUUCGCACCCAAGAGCUAAAUCCAAAUGUUGAAGUUUAUGUUGACACUGAGAGUUUAGACUCGAAAACAGCAGAUUACUUUGCAAAGUUUGACAUUGUGUGUGUCACAAGAUGCACUUUACAACAGCGGCUUGAUAUUAACAACAUGUGCCGAAAAAAGAACGUGAAGUUUUUCAGUGGGGAUGUAUUUGGCUUUUAUGGAUAUUGCUUUCUCGAUCUCGGUGAGCAUGAGUAUGUUGAAGAAGUCACUGUAAAUAAACAAGUUGCCAUUUCUGUUGAAGAUGGAUCUGCUGAAGAGAAAACAAAAAGUUCAGAAACUGUUUCAAUAAAAAAAACAGCAACCUUUUGUAGUUAUGAAACAGCAUUAAAGGAAGAUUGGAAAUUGAGAAAUCGGCGUUCAUUGCGUCAGUCAUCGUCUGUUUUUUAUAUUUUGCAAAUCUUAGAUGAAUUUCAAUCCAGGCACCAGCGACUUCCUAUUCAAAACUCCAUGGAUAGCUUAACUCUUUCAUUAAUUCGUAAAGAAAUUUUGACCAAAGCUGGAAUGAAAGAAAAUUUUGUUUCGGAUGAUUUCCAGGACUUCUGCUGCUCAGUGUUGAGCCCAGUUGCUGCAGUAGUUGGUGGGGUAAUGGCACAAGAAGUUAUCAAAGCUUGCUCCAAAAAGAACAAACCACAUCAAAAUUUCUUUUUCUUCAAUGGUUUAAAUCACACAGGGAUUGUUGACAACAUAUGUCCCAAAUAAAGGUUGAUCUUUCGUUGAGUUGUUUAAAAUAAGGUUAUGCAACUAUCUUACCUAUGGUUACACAUACGUGAUCUGAAAUUGGCAAAUCCAUCUAGAUUUAAUAUUCAAUUGGAAAUAGUUUGACCUUUUAAAAAAACUCAAUGAAUUCUAAUAUAUGUACAUUUAUAUUUUAUUAUUAAAUUGCAAUCCUUUUGUCAAAGGUAAGUGCACAAAUAUGACAAAAUGAAUAACAACAAGAAAUUACUUUUCACACAAAACAGGAAGAUCAACAUAAUGUUUACAUUGAUUGUCGUAUUUGGUGUCAGGGAAAUAUAUAUAGUAUGAAAGAUUUAACAACAGUGGAUUGCUAAAAAGUGUCUUGCUGUUGAUCUGUAACAUACCAACAAUAUAUCACAUAGUUAAAUUAAAUUAAUCCAUUGUAAAAUUAUGGCAAUGUACGUGUUUAUAUAUGAGAAAGAAAAUAAAAACAUAUCUGCACAACACCCAAAUAAAGAGAAAAAUAGUGACUGCA
Molecule: messenger RNA, 1676 nt
Organism: Ciona intestinalis (vase tunicate)
Lineage: Eukaryota; Metazoa; Chordata; Ascidiacea; Phlebobranchia; Cionidae
Source: RefSeq, a predicted model, not a curated record